CAGUCUUCCCUACCUAUAUUUCCUACUUCCCAACCUGCCAUGCGGCCGAUCCCGCGAAAUCUCCGAGGUUCUCGAGCAAAAUUUUUGUGACAAUUUCGGCAUUCUUUUAUCAAUUGGAUUGCGGAACGGGGGUUUCUGUGGACUGAAAAGUUCGAUGUUUGCAACUGAUUUGAACUAGAAUGGAUAUUGGUGCUCUAUGCUAUGAUCAUACUGUUUUGUAUAGGCUAUUUUGAUUGUUCAUUUAAAGACUUUGUUUGAUUGGCUAGAUGAAGGAAAAAGAUAGGCCUGAUUUAUAUAGUGGUCUAAUGACCGAGAAUGCCUUGGCGGUCCAUGAACUAAUGAGCAGUAACUCAUUGGCAGUUCAGGAAUUAAUUUGCGGCAACUCCAUGGUAGUUCAGGAACAUAGUUUGGUUUCCACAGACCAUUCUCUAAUUGUUGGGCAGGAGUUCCCUGAUGUUGAAACUUGCAGGAGGGUACUAAAAGAUAUUGCAAUUGCUCUUCAUUUUGAUCUUCGUAUUGUGAAAUCUGAUCGUAGUAGAUUCAUUGCUAAAUGUGCCAAGGAAGGAUGUCCUUGGAGGAUUCAUGUAGCCAAGUGUAAUGGUGGUCCUACUUUUUCAAUAAGAACAUUGCAUGGAGAACAUACUUGUGAAGGUGUUCACAACUUUCAUCAUCAGCAAGCAACUGUUGGAUGGGUUGCUAGAUCUGUGGAGGCUAGAGUUAGAGAUAAUCCACAGUAUAAACCCAAGGAAAUACUGCAGGACAUACGUGAACAGCAUGGUGUAGCAGUUUCUUAUAUGCAAGCAUGGCGUGGGAAAGAACGGAGUCUUGCUGCAGUACAUGGUACCUUUGAGGAUGGGUAUCGUCUUCUUCCUGCAUAUUGCGAACAGAUACGAAAAACAAAUCCAGGAAGUAUAGCGCUAGUUUAUGCAACAGGUCAAGAGAACUGCUUCCAUCGGCUCUUUAUUUCGUAUCGUGCAUCAGUAUAUGGUUUUUUGCAUGCUUGCAGGCCACUUCUUGAACUUGAUAGAGCAUAUCUUAAAGGGAAAUAUCUUGGGACAUUAUUCUGUGCUUCAGCUCUAGACGCUGAUGAUACUCUGUUUCCUCUUGCUUUUGCCAUCGUUGAUGUGGAGAGUGAUGAAAACUGGAUGUGGUUUCUGUCAGAAUUGAGAAAGCUUCUUGGAAUAAACACAGACAAGAUGCCAGUACUUACAAUAUUGUCAGAGAGACAUCCUUCAAUUGUGGAGGCAGUUGAAACUCACUUCCCCAGUGCUUUUCACGGCUUUUGUUUGCGUUUUGUUAGCGAGAGCUUCCGUGAGGAGUUUAAAAAUACAAAACUUGUUAACCUCUUUUGGAAUGCUGUUUAUUCCCUUACCAGUGCUGAAUUUGAAGCAAAGGUGGCUGAGAUGAUGGAAGUUCAAGAUGUCAUGCCUUGGUUUCGUCAAUUCCCUCCUAUCCUUUGGGCUGUUGCAUACUUUGAGGGUGUUCGCUAUGGCCAUUUAACUUUAGGGAUUACAGAAGUAUUGUAUAACUGGGCCCUUGAAGGGCAUGAGUUGCCAAUAGUACAGCUAAUGGAACAUAUCCGUAAUCAGUUAACAAUUUGGUUUGUUGAGCGCCAGAAUCUGGGCUCAUCAUGGACAUCAAUUCUUGUUCCAUCUGCUGAGAAGAUUAUUUUGGAAGCAAUUGCUGACUCCCAUUGCUACCAAGUUCUCCGAGCAAAUAAAGUUGAAUUUGAAAUUGUGUCAUCAGAGCGAACAAAUAUUGUUGACAUACAAAGACAUUGCUGCUCAUGCCGGCGCUGGCAAAUCUAUGGCAUACCCUGUGCACAUGCUGCUGCUGCACUCCUAUCUUGUGGUGAAGAUGUUCGCCAUUAUGCUCGAGAGUGUUUUAGCGUCAACAAAUAUCUUGAGGCCUACUCACAGAGCAUAUAUCCUCCACCAGACAGAACCCACUGGAAUGAAUUUGGUGAUGGAGCUGAAGUCGGUGGCCGUAAAGCUGAUGUCAUCAUUCGUCCACCUAAGACACGUCGUCCACCUGGUCGUCCUAAAAAGAAAGUUCUUCGAAUAGAAAGUUUAAAGAGACCAAAGAAGGUUGUGCAAUGUGGCCGCUGCCAUCUUCUAGGUCAUUCUCAAAAGAAAUGUUCAAUGCAAAUUUAAACCUUGCAUGGUCGCUGUUCAGCUGUAAAUCGAAGCACAGCCUUAAGGCGAUACACAUGGAUGCUUAUGAGCAAAAGGGUUGCUUGUUGCUUGGUCAGUUUAUUGGUUAAUGUAUGGAUGCCUCUUUCCCAUCCUUACAAUGCACAUAUUAGGGAUAUGAUAGGCAUGAUAGUCAUACUGCAUGUUGUGGUUUUUGACGUGCAUGUUUGCAACAGUAAGGGCAUCUCCAACCGAAAAUCUCAUUUUUCACUCCAAAAUGUUGUGAAACUAAAAAAUGCUGUGAUUCAUCUCCAAUUGAAUUCCAUUUUGCCUCCUUUUGCGAAGUUAACGGUCGUUCUCUUCUUUCGCGUGUUUCUACGACAAGUUCGGUAGAGACAUAAAAAUGACGGAGAUGAACAGUGCAAUGCCAAUAUUGGUGUUCCACUAUUCACCAGCAAUCAAAUAGCGAAAGUUUUACCGUUUAGCUGGAGCUCGCGAGCAUCGCCAUUCGAGCGUUUGGAGUUCGGUUGGAGAUGCCCUAAGUCAUUGCUAACCCCAUAUUCAACUAAGCAAAACUGAGUAGGCUUGAAAUUAGCUUUCAUAGAAGUUAGAUACAUACAAGAUCCAUAUAGUUCUUUCAGAGAUUAUGAUAACAAGAUUUGGUUGUUUGCAGGAACUGUAGCAUCCGGGUAAAUUUUGGCGCUGACCAUACAAAUUCCACCCUUGUGAUCUUUUCAAUUUUAUACAUUUUUUAUUUUGAUUUAGUUGAAGUUUUAAUUUUUUUAGAUUAUUAAAUUUAAUUAUUUUAAAUUUUUAGAUUAAGUUUUAAUUUAAUUUGAAUUUACAUAUGAUUUAAGUUUUAUAUUCAUUUUUUAUAUUAAGUUUUGUAUUCAUCACAUUAGAAUCAUAGAAAUGGUCCUAAUGAGAUUGUCCACAUCAAAAUUAGAUGUCGUUUUGAGGGGUCUCAAAGCAAUUGUUCUUUUGAUGAUAAAUAUAUUAUAAUAUUAUGAUAAUUAUA
This is a messenger RNA of Dendrobium catenatum, 3150 nucleotides long. RefSeq lists its product as uncharacterized. The transcript has 3 exons. Bases 267 to 2153 code for a protein of 628 amino acids. Gene Ontology annotation, molecular function: zinc ion binding. The record is from RefSeq and is a predicted model, not a curated record. NCBI's taxonomy places the organism in Eukaryota, Viridiplantae, Streptophyta, Magnoliopsida, Asparagales, Orchidaceae.